Molecule: messenger RNA, 1985 nt
Organism: Paramecium sonneborni
Lineage: Eukaryota; Ciliophora; Oligohymenophorea; Peniculida; Parameciidae
Source: the annotation of a GenBank genome assembly
AUGUAUAAUAAACUUUAGGAGAUUUAUAUUUAGGGACUUCAAACUAUUCAAUAAUUUUCACCGAAUCCUGAUGACAUUACAGAAUGCUAAUUAGAUAAUUAAUCAAACUAAAUUAAAUUCUUUUCAAUUGAGGAUCUUGAUAUAACUAAUUCAUUACUUCCCUGCAAAUCUUUAUAUAUAUCGCAAUACUAUAAGAAUUGUGCUCUUAUUAAUGCUUUUAAUGUAUUAUAAUCUAAAAUACAAUUCGUGAAGGAUAUUUAUGAGAAAACAGACAAUCCAUAUGCUGUAUGGCUUUGUGAUUAGGGUGAAUGGAAAAUUAUUAUUGUAAAUGACAAAGUUCCUUGUAUUACAGAUAUUAAUAAUAGUAUUCAUAGUGUUUUGUAAUGUGAUUACUAAUGGCCUAUCAUUAUAGAAAAAGCUGUUGCCAAAUUACUUGGGGCUAGUUAUAAUUCUUUUAAUCAUUUGAUUUCUCAUUCAAUUGAAUCAUUCGUAUAUGUAUCAUUCUAUUAUUUAUUCUAAGAUUUUAUUUGGAUCACCUAUUACCAAAAUUAGAAUUAACAAUAUUGAAGAUUUAAAAAAUCUUUUAGAUGAUAAAACAUCUAUUCUUUAUGUUGAAUUAUUUCAAAAUUCGAUUAACAAUGCUUAUGUAAUUAAAUCUAUUCAAGAUUAAAAUGAAAAAGUAUUUGUAGAAUUAUAAGCAUUAAACUAAUAAGCUAUUCAUAAUGAAGGUAUCUGGCUAAAUGUAUUUAGGAAUCAUGUUGAAAGAAUCUAAUUUUCUAUUAAGUUGGAACAUUAUAUAGAUUUAAACGAUUUCAUAAGUGCAUUUGAAUAAUAAUUAUCAAACUUUUACUUUUACUAUGUAAAAACCAAUUGAAAGAAAAAUACCAUUUGAAGAACACACGUAUAUUUAUACUUUUCAAAUUGAUGAAUAAAUAAAUGAAGAUAAGUCUUAUUGGAUCUCAAUUUGUUAAAGAGAUUUUAACUUUAGUGCUUCUAAACAAUUAACUUAAAUCAAAUAUGGUUUAAUUAGACUUUUAAUUUUUAGAAAUAAAAAAAAAGGUUAUGAACUCAUUUCUGAAUCUAUUGAUUUUACUCAAAAUCUCUAUCUUAAAAUUGAAUUAAUAAAAGGAUAAUAUACUUUACUUUGUCAAGCAGAAUUUUAUAAUCUUGCAUAUUUAUCUGAAGAAAUAAAAAAUUUAUAAUAAAGAUUGAAAUUGUAAAUUUAAGCAAUUAAACCACCCAAUAUAUUUGAUUAAAAUAAUUAAAAUGAAGAAAAAUUAAAAUAACUUAUCAUUUCAAUGAUCCGAUAAAAAUCAACAAACCUAAAUACUUUAUAUGAAAAGGAUUAAGGAUUUCCAAACGUUUAAAAAACUAGUGAUAAAACUAAAGGAUUCUUUUAUAUAUAUUAUGAAAACCAUGGUGAUACAAUCUUUGAAGAUAAUAUUGAAUUUAUUCACUAUGAAAAUUUGAUAAAAUAUGAUACUCUGAAAAUGGAUACUAAAGUAAAGAUAUCUAUUCACCCUAAAGACUAUUUACUAAUCCUUUAUAAAUUUGACCCUAGAAUUUUAUUAAUUUAGAAUGACAUCUCAUUUUAAUAUGAAAUAAACUAUAAUAAUAAAUAAUCAUUAUUAGUUCAAAAAAAAUCCUUAUUUGAAUAUAUGUUGUCUUUAAAAGAUCCAAAAUAUAACUAAAUAAAAAAUCCUAAAAUUUCCAUCAAAUAACAUCCUAGAGGUAUGAAAUAUAUUUUUUAAAUUUUAGGAGUAGUUUUGCUGUUUUCUAAUAUUGCGCUUUUUCCAAUUGUAGUUGAGUGUUAAUUAUAAUUAUAGAAUUUAAAAAUUUAUUUAAAUAAUUUAACAUUAGAGGGCCAAAAAAUAAAAUUUUAAUUGAAUAAAAAAGCCCAUUUAUUUGUAUUUUUAAAUAUCGAAGAUCCAGCAAUAAAGACAUUUAACUAUAAAAUGAAUUUUACUGUUUAAAAUAAAAAAUGA